UAUGCUGUAUAGUGCUUUCCUGAUUCUGACGAUGUUUGUGCGUGCCUGGUACGACUACUGUCUCACCACCGCGCUCGCUGUCACCGCUGUCGCGUGAGGAGGCUUGCGUUUGCCUCGCGUACACGAACAUUACAGUGCGAUACAUCCAGACACUACGUGUGUGUCGCCUGAACGACAUGUCAAGUCAAAUAUGUCUAAAGUGGAACAGUUUUCUCAGCAAUAUUGCAACCAGCUUCGAGAGCCUGUGGGAAGAAGAGGGUCUGGUGGAUGUGACACUCGCGAGUGACGGACAGUGUCUCACAGCGCAUAAGGUGAUACUUUCGGCGAGCAGUCCCUUUUUUAAGAAGAUCUUUCAGACAAAUCCAUGUCAACAUCCAGUUAUAAUACUUCAGGAUGUACACUUUAGUGAAUUGGAGGCAUUACUUAUAUUUAUAUAUAAAGGAGAGGUGAAUAUUGAACAAAAGAAUUUACCAGCACUCUUAAAAGCAGCAGAAACAUUACAAAUUCGAGGUCUAUCUGGUGGAGACAUUUUUGGAAAGGAGUCCUACAAACGAUUGGCUGAAUUAGAGCAAGCUGAGAGUGAAGAUGCAACACUUACUAAAGAGGAAGCACCUAAGAAGAAACAGAAACUUAACAAACAACAAAAUAAUUCUAUUUUAGAAAAAGCACUGACACCUAGAAUAUCACAAUCAGAAAAUACAAAUGAAUCUGCUACCAGUGAUCAAAGUGGAAAAGAUGGAGAGUACAUGUUGCCUGAAACAUUACCCAAUCCAGUGUAUCAUCGUUUGGAGAUGAAAAUAGAACCAUUGGAAGUGGCAGUAGAAGACCUUCAAAAACAGUCUCCUUUAGAUAAAGAUUCAAGAGAAAGGCUAGAUACAGGACAAACAGAUGGAAAUCAAGGGUCUGGGAACAGUCCUGCUGAAGACAUUUCCGGCUUGUCCGGUCUAAGUGGAUUCUCGGACGUCAAGCCGCAGCUUUACUCGUAUCAGCACCUACCUUACGCCGAUCUCUUGCCAAAUCCUGAUAUAAUCUCGACCUGGGCGUCAUCACGACCGAUGGACCAUCUCGCUUGUGACCUCAUGAAGAUUCUUUUUACACCCGAGGAGAGGAUUCUCUGCAACGUCAACGGCAAGAUGGGCAAGCAGCAGUUUGACAGUAAUAAGAUACAUCUGAUUCGGGAAGUUUUAUUGCACUUUAGCGGCAUAGCGCCUAACAGCAUUGAGUGGGAAGAGACCUGGAAGAAUUGCGUAACCAAAAUCGACACUAGCAAUAGAGGUUUGAAAAGGUAUUUAUUUCAGAGACGUUCAAAAUUCCUUAUAGGAUCAUCAAAGCCGAUUCUGAAAGUGAUAGCCGAAGCUCGCAACAUUUCUCCAGGUUCACGAACACACGAGAAAAAUCCGCUUGCAGUUGAACAGACUUUAUUGUGGAAUACUUCUAACAUGUUGGAGAAUCCACGAUCUGAUUCACCAAAUCAAUCUUGUGUCGAACAAAUGUUAGAUUAUUCCGAGAUCUCAAAUUUGCCUGUGAAUCACAAUUCUGAAGUUCUGAAAUCCGGAUUUCCUAUAUUCACUGAGCCAGGACCUACAGAUUUAUCGGAAGAAACUAUAAAAGGGGGACAUUCGACAUAUCCACCGUUUCCCUGCCCUUUUUGCGACAGAGCUUACACGAGUUGGGGUUUUCGUAGAAGACACAUAAAAGCCGUUCAUACUAUCUCUCCAUCUCUUAAUUGCAAGUGGUGUUUACAAGUUCUUCCUACGCAUGCGGCUUGGAGACGACAUGUGAUAUCGACACACAAUCUAUCAGCUAGUGACGCGCAUAACGGUCUCUUAAUUUUAGAAGAAGCGCACAUGGUUUUGCAAAUAGCGCAUCCUACUAAAUUAGAUACAUUGGUUAACAUUAUUAAACAAAAUUCUCAACAAAACUAUGGCCACAACAACACUCAACCGGAUUAGAAGAUUAAGUUGCAGUUAUUGAUCA
Pseudomyrmex gracilis is the source of this 1977-nucleotide messenger RNA. RefSeq lists its product as uncharacterized. Gene Ontology annotation, molecular function: protein binding; DNA binding. Gene Ontology annotation, biological process: regulation of transcription by RNA polymerase II. Gene Ontology annotation, cellular component: nucleus. The transcript is spliced from 6 exons. Bases 177 to 1952 code for a protein of 591 amino acids. Lineage: Eukaryota; Metazoa; Arthropoda; Insecta; Hymenoptera; Formicidae. The record is from RefSeq and is a predicted model, not a curated record.